This is a messenger RNA of Populus euphratica (Euphrates poplar), 1959 nucleotides long. Its product is annotated as ATP-dependent 6-phosphofructokinase 6-like. NCBI's taxonomy places the organism in Eukaryota, Viridiplantae, Streptophyta, Magnoliopsida, Malpighiales, Salicaceae. Gene Ontology annotation, molecular function: 6-phosphofructokinase activity; ATP binding. Gene Ontology annotation, biological process: glycolytic process; fructose 6-phosphate metabolic process. The transcript has 13 exons. The record is from RefSeq and is a predicted model, not a curated record. The coding region runs from base 203 to 1645 and encodes 480 amino acids.
AUCAAAUGAUUCCUGAAAACACACGCCACCUGUUUCGCAAUACCCCCGCCCACUAAAAUCCCCCGACACACACGACGUUACUUAUACACACACACACCCCCUUCACAAACGCAAGCUAGAAAAGCUACUUCUUAGUUCUUACUAUGCUAUUCUUUCUUUCUGCCACCUCUUCUUCUUCAAGCACCCAUAAAAGAGAUCAGAGAUGGAUGGAGUUUCGAAGAUUAAAAUAGUGAAUGGUGUUGCUGGUUAUGUGCUUGAAGAUGUGCCUCAUUUAACCGACUAUAUUCCGCAUCUCCCUACGUAUCCAAAUCAGUUACAAGACAAUCCAGCCUACGCAGGAGUCAAGCAGUACUUUGUUGAUGUGGAUGAUACUGUUGCUCAAAAGAUUGUUGUUCAUAACAACAGUCCAAGAGGGACACACUUUCGACGUGCCGGACCUCGUCAAAAGGUGUAUUUUAAGUCGGGUGACGUGCGCGCGUGUAUAGUAACAUGUGGGGGUUUAUGUCCUGGCCUCAACACAGUGAUCAGGGAAAUUGUGUGUGGCCUUUACCAUAUUUAUGGUGUCACCAAGGUCCUUGGGAUUGAUGGAGGCUACAGGGGUUUCUAUGCCAAGAACACCAUUAAUUUAACUCCUAAGGUAGUUGAUGACAUCCAUAAACGUGGCGGUACAAUCCUGGGGACAUCAAGAGGUGGUCAUGACACAUCAAAGAUAGUUGACAGUAUUCAGGAUCGGGGGAUUAAUCAGGUUUAUAUAAUUGGAGGUGAUGGAACUCAAAAAGGAGCAGCAGUGAUAUAUGAGGAAAUUAGAAGACGAGGCCUCAAUGUUGCAGUUGCUGGAAUUCCCAAGACCAUUGAUAAUGACAUUCCUGUCAUCGACAGGUCCUUUGGUUUUGAUACUGCAGUCGAGGAGGCUCAACGUGCAAUUAAUGCAGCCCAUGUUGAGGCUGGAAGUUUUGAGAAUGGCAUUGGCAUUGUGAAGCUGAUGGGUCGCCACAGUGGUUUCAUUGCAAUGCAUGCAACUCUUGCUAGCCGGGAUGUGGAUUGCUGUUUGAUUCCUGAAUCACCCUUCUAUCUUGAAGGAAAAGGUGGACUGUUUGAAUUCAUUAAACGUCGACUUAAAGAAAAUGGACACAUGGUUAUCGUUGUCGCUGAAGGAGCAGGACAGGAUCUUCUUGCAAAGUACUUGCAAUCUAUGAACCAGCAAGAUGCUUCAGGAAACCAUCUGCUUCAAGAUGUUGGGUUAUGGAUAUCUCAUAAAAUUAAUGAUCAUUUUGCAAGAGUACAGAAGAUGACCAUCACUCUCAAAUAUAUAGAUCCUACAUACAUGAUUCGUGCUGUUCCAGGUAAUGCAUCCGAUAAUGUCUACUGCUACCUCCUUGCUCAAAGUGCAGUUCAUGGAGCAAUGGCUGGAUAUACAGGCUUUACAGUCGGACCUGUCAAUGGUCAACAUUCUUACAUUCCUUUUGAGCGCAUUAAUGAGAGGCAGAACCAGGUUGUGAUUACUGACAGGAUGUGGGCAAGACUCCUUUCUUCAACUAACCAACCAAGCUUCAUAAGCCCCAGAGUUGUUGCCGAAAGCAAGAAAAAUCAGUACAAACCUCCAACCCAGUUAUUGGAUGGUGCCAGAUGUGAGAACAAUCACUAAUGUUGAGAGAUUCCUAGCAUGAUAUCACCAUCAGUCACUUCCAACCAACAUCAUACAAGCUAAACCUCAGGUCACAGGAGUUGUUAUCUUUGGAUUUGCAUCGUAAUAUUUAUUUGUUGUGUGGGCGGAUCUUUUCUUAAACAUGUUCUCUUGGUGGGAAUUUCUCUGGAUAUAUGUCUGAUCAAAUCUUAAGAUUUUUAAAUCAAGUUAUCUUUGCUGUAUAUCUGUUUGCGAUGUUUAUAUUCAGCAGUGGCCACGGGCCCGUGCAGAAACUUUUUAACAGCGUAAAAUAGUGAGAAAAUUAUUUUGCUCAA